AAGCACUUCGGCACCGCUGCGGCCGGUAGCGAAGACUUCGGCGGCCUCCUCUCCGCCGAUACCGACGACCUGAUUGCCCUCGAGUUCCCAACAUGUCCGCCCUAGAGAACCGGUGCCGCCGCGGCCGGCAGCGACGACUUCGGUGGCCUCUUCUCCGCCGACACCGCCGACCAACUCGCCCUCGAGUUCCCCACCUGCAACCACUUCGAUGGGUUCCAGAAGGCGACCAAGGAGAUGGUGAGCAACAAGAAUGGGACGAACACGCUCUCCUUCAUCUUCGACAAGGCGUCAUCGUCGCCGCCGACUCCCGAGCCAGCAUGGGCGGGUACACAUGGUUCGGUCUUGGUACUAUGUUGAUAAGCGAGGGUGCAAGGCUCAAGGGAAGCCGGUUCUCCAACUCUCUGUAUGCUUAUUGUAUGCUCAUGGUAUCUUGGAUGAGGGUUACAAAUUCAACGUGUCAGUUGCAGUUGAGGAAGUUGAGGAAGCUGCUGAGUUAGCAUGGCGGGCGCGGGCUUUUAUCACGCAACCUUUCGUGAUGGAGCCAGUGGUUGUAUUCAUAUUGGUAUGCAUUCUAUUUCCUAGUAUCUAUCCUAAUAUUUGUUUUGUUCACUCGAUAAGCAUGAUACAACAUGCAUGCAUAUUUGUUAAACACUUUAUCAUUAUAUCUUCCUUUUGAAAUCACAAACAUAAUUGUUUAUU
This is a messenger RNA of Triticum dicoccoides, 699 nucleotides long. RefSeq lists its product as uncharacterized. The transcript is spliced from 4 exons. Bases 93 to 497 code for a protein of 134 amino acids. Lineage: Eukaryota; Viridiplantae; Streptophyta; Magnoliopsida; Poales; Poaceae. The record is from RefSeq and is a predicted model, not a curated record.